Messenger RNA from Bombyx mori (domestic silkworm), 4488 nucleotides. Its product is annotated as putative fatty acyl-CoA reductase CG5065. Gene Ontology annotation, molecular function: alcohol-forming very long-chain fatty acyl-CoA reductase (NADP+) activity. The transcript has 10 exons. The record is from RefSeq and is a predicted model, not a curated record. Gene Ontology annotation, cellular component: peroxisome. NCBI's taxonomy places the organism in Eukaryota, Metazoa, Arthropoda, Insecta, Lepidoptera, Bombycidae. Bases 513 to 1838 code for a protein of 441 amino acids. Gene Ontology annotation, biological process: long-chain fatty-acyl-CoA metabolic process.
AAAAAAAUACCAUCAUUCAGCAGUCCACUGCUGGGCACGGGUCUCGCCCAAUUACACGCCAUUGAGCACGACAUAUGAACAGCAUUCAUUGCCUAGGGUUGCAUGGCGUGGUGUGCCAAGAUCUUAAGGUUGGAUCUGGAACCCGUACUCCGCUAAUUUUCCUCGCACUUAACCGUGACGGAUCUUUUCAAUGACAAAACUGGUAUAAUAACUCUUAAAACAAACUAUUGUCUGUUUAAAUAGUUUAUUUUUAAAAGAUGAUUUGCAUGAAUUUUUUUUUUUUAUUUAUUUCCGCGUGUCGUAGGUCACUGCGAAUUAAAAUACAAAUUAUUCUAUAUUAACGAAAUGUCGUAAAAUUAUUUAAAACUGGCUGCUUAUUCUAUUAGUGAUACGUAGUCUAAUUACGCCUAUUUAAACUUGCGUGCUUGUUGCUAGUUCGCCAGAAAUUUGUCAGUAGUCCGUCUGUCGUCGUCAUUUUGUUAAAUUACAGCCCGUAAAUAAGCAGUUUCAGAAUGGACAGCGCUUUGGCUUUGGAGAUCGAGCAGGUCUCGCGUCAGAAGGCGCUGGAGGAGGAAGCGCUUCGCGGCGAGUCGGCUGUGCGGCAGUUCUACGCGGGAACCACAGCGCUGAUCACUGGAGGGACGGGCUUCAUCGGGAAACAACUCAUAGAGAAGCUUCUAAGGUCGUGCGACGUUAAACGAAUUUACCUGUUGAUUAGGUCGAAGAAAGGGAAAUCGAUGCAAGAGAGACUAAAGUCACAAUUAAAUGAUCCAGUAUACGACAAUUUACGGUCUCAACAACCAGAUUUCACUCGGAAAGUUAUACCGGUGGAAGGCGACAUCUCAGAACUAGGCGUCGGCCUGAACAACGAAGACAGGAUGAAGCUUGCGCAAGAGGUGAAUGUGAUAUUCCAUGUGGCUGCCACGACCAGGUUCGAAGAGCCACUGAAGAAGGCCACAUUCAUCAACGUCAGAGGAACCAGGGAGAUCAUGGAAUUGGCCAAAUGCUGCAAAGAUCUAAGGUCCUUCGUACACGUGUCAACUGCGUUCUCUAAUGCAACCAAGAGCAGAAUAAAUCACGAUUUGGAAGAGAAAAUCUAUGAAAGCCCUGUCCCUCCGGAAGUCAUGAUACAUCUCGCGGAGACAGUCGAAGAAUGCAGACUCAACGCGAUCACUGCUGAUUUGAUAAGGGACUGGCCCAACACGUACUGUUUCACGAAGGCCAUAGCCGAGGAUGUCGUGCGUACAAUGGGCAAGGAUUUACCUGUGGCCAUAGUGAGGCCACCCGUAGUUAUCUGCACGCUCAAUGAACCCACUCCUGGAUGGGUGGAUAUGAGCUCGGUGAUCGGUCCUAGUGGGAUAAUUUUGACGAUUUUACUAGGCGUGAUGCACGUGCUUUUAAUGAGUGAUAUUAACAUACCAUUAGCGCCCUUGGACUACGUCAACAAUGCGGUAAUAGCAGCAGCAUCGGAAGCCAAUAAACGCUACAAUAAUAAUGAAAAAGAAAUUAAAGUUUAUAAUAUAAGCUGUUCUGGGUGCAAAAUUGAAACAUCUUGUUUGAGUGAUCUCAUGAAUAAUCCUAACACACAACAGUACGUUACGCCGAAAGCCGUUUGGUAUUGUUACGCUUUUAGCACCGGAAGCGAUGUUAUAUUCUGGUUGUUAACAUGGCUGCUGCAUUACAUACCUGCGUAUGUAGCCGACUUCGUGUUUAAUGUGACCUCCAUGAAGCGACCUGAGGGCAUAAAGUCAUUCGUUAAAAUGUAUGAAAAGAUAAACAACAUGUCUUUGUUGUACGCAUGGAGUUACUAUUCUAACUGGAGUGCUUACUUGGUUUGACAUAAAAACUAAAAAUAUACUUUAUCUCUAUGGCUUAAAGUUUAUUUUUAAAUAGCAAAAGAUGUUAGGAAAAACGGUCUGAAAAGAGAAUGAUUAUUAAGUGGUGGUGUCCCUCUCGCACAUUUUACAAACAAAAAGCAGUGUAGCUAGCUUAGAGGAUUUUCCACGAAUUCUCGUAAUUUGGACCCCUGUCUUAGUUAUCAAAAAUGGCUUUUAAUGGUUAGUGGAUUUUUUAGUAGCUUGGGCGUUGUUGAAAAUUAUCGAAAAGGUUAAAAUCAAUCUACUUUACAGGAUUAUAAACAUUUUAUGACUUAACUAGAAAAUUUUGCGACAAUUUAGAAUUUCCAUCAACGUCAAAAAUUAAAUUGGUUCAAAAGAAACGUACAAAGUUAUGGUGAAAUUAGUUUCUAAUGAUGACAAUUUAUUAAAAUAAAUUAUAUAAGAAGUAUUGAUUAUAUGAUAUAUGUUGAUUUUUAAUAGAGCAUCAUAUAUUAAUAAAGCUCAUUAACAAAAUAAUUAUUGUUCUAUAAUAAUAAGAAAUCUGUUUAAUGGAAAAUUUCAUGGUAGGUACGUAGAUUUCUGAUGGUUUACAUGUUGAAUUUGGUGGGAAGCCAGAUUAAUUGUUGGCAUCACCGAAAAAGAGCUAUGAAUGGAUAUAAGAAAAAUGGCGUCUAUUUACGUUUGUAGUUCGAAGUUAAAAGGGCACUGAUCACAGGCACUGAUACAGCUUGUGGCUUGUUUUUUUCGAAAAUCGUGAAAGUUUCCGUGUAAUCAUGGUGAACACUUGUAUUGUAAGUGGUUGUAAGCGAGAAUCAUCUCCAGUUUGUGGAAUAUCCUUCCAUAUGUCACAUUCAUUGAUAAAUUUUUACUAGUGUGAGUAUAUAUUUUUAAAAUGUGAGAUAUUUUUUCUCAUUAUAAUAUUUAAUACCAUUUGUCUUAUAAAUUGUACUUAAUCUAUGUCAUAUACUAAAUUUGAAAAAACAAUCGUGAAAAACUAUAAUUUUGCAAUGUAUUUUUUAAAUUACAAGAGCCACCACGUGGUAUUUUUUGAACUUUUUUUAUUGUAUUGAAUAACGUCGCACGCAAGCAUGUAUAUCAUUUGCCUGACGUUAAGCGAACGAGGAGUAUCUUCUAGUAAAUAUGACGUUGGAAUUUCUGGAAAAUGUCCUAUAUAAAGGUCAAACAAGAGGAAUCAAGUACUCAAACGCAAGAAAUAAAAAAUACCCCGAGAAAAGCAAAAUUACGACAAGAUGUUAAGGUUUUGAAACAAAAACUUAAAAGUCGCGAAAUAGUGAUUGUAAAUAUAAAGUCGAUUUUAGAUUUAUUAAAGAAAAAUGGCGAUUUUUAAUUGAAUUUAAAUUUAAAUUGCGAAAUUUUAAUGAUACUCAUGGUUCACUUAGAUGUUGAUUAAAAUAAAUUAUGUAUUUCGGUGAAAAAAAAAGAAUUAACAUAAAAUAGAGGAAAUAUUAUAUUAUAAGACUACAGAAAAUUAACUGAACUUAAUAAUAAUAAUAUAACCAAUAUUUUGUAAAUAGAGAUCAAGUACUGUGUGUAUUGUGUUAUGUGUAUUGACUUGUCAUUUAAGAGUUAUUUAAUUGUCUACAUAUAACAAAUAAAUGAAUUUCAGUUCAUUUCAUUUUAUUACCCAUUGUGUUUUAUUUCCUAAAAUGUAACUAGUAGACUUAAUAUACACGUGUCAUGAAAAUAGCACUAAGUAAAAAUACAAGCAAUUUUAAUUCAAUUGAAGAUGUGAAUGUAGGAAAAGAGCAUCCGAUACGCGCAGACCAUGUGUGUUGCAGUGUCAAAUAUUAAUUUGCACGGCCUACUUAGCCAGUACAUUAAAGUAGGAAUUGCGUAAUUAAGUUCAACAUAAUAUUUAAGUCGCGGUUGAGUAUUCGGACGUUAAACAUGAGUUUGAGGAAGUUUAAGUAAUAGAACUGAGGUAAUGAUGUUUGUAAUAAAACUCAGUGCUAGAUUUUCGACAACGCAGCAAUUUCCAAAAAAAACGUCGAAAAAAAGUCACCAUGACGACGAAGCAAUGUUUAGAAUUAAAUUUACAUAAAUAAACUGUUGCAAGCACGUGUUUUGUAUUUACAUAGGGCUACACAGAAUUACUUAAGGUAAAUUCAAAACUGAUGCAUGUGUAUAAUUUUGUCCUAUAAAUAAAUUUUAUAUGGUCACCACAUUAGACAAGGACACCGCGACCAAAAAGUAUUCUCUUUCGAGACCGAUUUCUCGGCAUUAGACAGCACUCCAGUUGUAGGUACUUAUUAACUCCAUGGUUGUACGGCUAUUUCCUGAGGAACCAGUGGAAUUUUGUCGAUGACAACACCGUGGCCAUGCUGAACCAAAUGUCAAAAACUGACAGGUUAUUGUUCAAUUUUGACAUUUCUACGAUUGAUUGGUCGCGUUUUAUGCUGAUCUGGUGCAUUGGCUUGAGAAAGUUCAUUAUUAAAGACGGCCUCAAGGAUAGCAAAUAUGGAAUGAAGAAACAGAGCUGGUUAAGGAUAGUAAAUUUUUGUUAUCACGGAUUAUUUUUUGGGGUCGUCAUUUGUUUGCUGUAUGUUUCCUGUGCAAUAUUCAUGUACGUAUUUGGAUGAUUGUGUGUAAUGUUUUAUAAAUAAAGUGUACUUUGUAAAUUCAAAAUAUA